This is a messenger RNA of Rhineura floridana, 5604 nucleotides long. It is a transcript of the gene VAV2, whose product is annotated as vav guanine nucleotide exchange factor 2. Gene Ontology annotation, cellular component: cytoplasm. The record is from RefSeq and is a predicted model, not a curated record. The transcript is spliced from 26 exons. Bases 560 to 2992 code for a protein of 810 amino acids. NCBI's taxonomy places the organism in Eukaryota, Metazoa, Chordata, Lepidosauria, Squamata, Rhineuridae. Gene Ontology annotation, molecular function: protein binding; guanyl-nucleotide exchange factor activity. Gene Ontology annotation, biological process: cell migration; intracellular signal transduction; regulation of GTPase activity.
GGAGCAGGAGGAGGCAGCGAGCCGCGCCGGCCCGGGCCGUGGCCCCACAAAAGAGGCAGGCGAGGCGAGGGCGAAGCCGGCAGCGGGAAGGAAGCUCUUUGUUCGCUGGACGGAGGAAGCGGGCAGGGGAGGCUCCCGCGCUGGAUUUCCCCGCCCCGCGACUGGACGGAGAGGAACCGCGGCCGAAAGCGCCCGCGGCGCGCUGCCUGGUUCCCGGACGCCGGCUCGAAGAGGGCCGCCGCAGCUUUCUCGUCGCUGGAGGAGUGGCAGCCCCGCUGCGGAGAGCCCGUCCGGGGGCUCGGCUCUUCUCCCGCCUCAGGUGCCGCUGCGGAGCAUGAGGGGGCGACCGCGCGGCGUCGGCGCUCUCCGGGCGGCCUCUGGGCGCUGCUGAAGCCCCGUAGGGGCGCCUCGGGGCAGAGCAGGCGGAUGGCGGCGGCGUCCCGGCGGCGCGGGGCGUAGAGGCGGCGCGGCGCCCGCCCCGUCUUGAACCCCCCGAGGGCGGCCUGCGGCGCUCGCUGCUGGCUCUUUCUCCUCGGUCUGCCUCUCCCUCGCCGCGGCCAUGGAGGAGUGGCGGCAAUGCGGGCGCUGGCUGAUCGACUGCAAGGUCCUGCCGGCCAACCACCGAGUCGUCUGGCCCUCGGCGGUGGUUUUCGAGCUGGCCCAAGCCCUGCGCGACGGGGUCCUCCUCUGUCAGCUCCUGCACAAUCUCUCCCCCGGAUCUAUCGAUCUCAAGGACAUCAAUUUCCGACCGCAGAUGUCUCAGUUUCUCUGCCUGAAGAACAUCCGGACGUUCCUCAAAGUGUGUCACGACAAAUUUGGCCUGCGGAACAGCGAGCUCUUUGACCCCUUCGACCUCUUCGACGUGCGGGAUUUCGGGAAGGUGAUAUCAGCUGUCUCCAGACUUUCCCAUCACAGCAUCGCGCAAAACAAAGGAAUUAGGCCGUUCCCUUCAGAGGAGACCACAGAAAAUGACGACGAUGUGUACCGGAGUCUGGAGGAGUUGGCUGACGAGCAUGAUUUGGGGGAGGACAUUUACGACUGCGUCCCGUGCGAAGAUGAAGGAGACGAUAUCUACGAAGAUAUUAUCAAAGUGGAAGUGCAGCAGCCCAUGAAAAUGGGCAUGACAGAAGAUGACAAAAGGAACUGCUGUUUGCUAGAAAUCCAGGAAACGGAGGCGAAGUACUACAAGACGCUAGAAGACAUAGAAAAGAAUUACAUGAAUCCGUUGAGGCUGGUUCUGACCCCACAAGACAUGGAAGCGAUAUUUAUCAACUUGGAGGACCUCAUUAAAGUCCACUUCAGCUUCCUGAGAGCCAUCGAUGUUUCCAUGAUGUCUGGAGGAAGCAGUUUAGCCAAAGUGUUCCUAGAAUUCAAAGAAAGGCUCUUGAUAUAUGGCGAGUAUUGCAGCCACAUGGAAUACGCCCAGACCACGUUGAACCACCUGAUGGCCAACCGAGAGGAUGUUCGGCAAAAAGUCGAGGAAUGCACAUUGAAAGUUCAGGAUGGGAAGUUUAAAUUGCAAGAUCUGUUGGUGGUGCCAAUGCAAAGGGUUUUGAAGUAUCACCUCUUAUUAAAAGAGCUCCUCAGCCAUUCAUCUGAUCGUCCAGAAAAGCAGCAGCUCAAGGAGGCCCUGGAGGCCAUGCAGGACUUGGCCAUGUACAUAAACGAGGUCAAGCGGGACAAGGAGACGUUAAAGAAAAUAAGUGAAUUUCAGAGUUCCAUAGAAAACUUGCCAGUGAAACUGGAAGAGUACGGAAGGCCGAAGAUAGAUGGCGAACUGAAGGUCCGGUCGAUAGUAAAUCACACGAAGCAGGAUAGGUACUUGUUUUUAUUUGAUAAAGUGGUGAUUGUCUGCAAAAGAAGAGGCUACAGUUACGAGCAGAAGGACAUCAUCGAGUUGCUCUGCUACAAGAUGACCGACGACCCAAUGAACAACAAGGACAUAAAGAAGUGGUCGUAUGGCUUCUACCUCACUCACCUCCAAGGCAAGCAAGGGUUCCAAUUCUUCUGCAAGACGGAAGACAUGAAGAGGAAGUGGAUGGAGCAGUUUGAAAUGGCCAUGUCUAACAUUAAGCCGGAAAAAGCCACAGCGAACAACCACAAUUUCCAGAUGUAUACCUUUGAAAAGACGACCAACUGCAAAGCGUGCAAGAUGUUCCUAAGAGGGACUUUCUACCAGGGCUACCAGUGCACGAAGUGCAAAGUUGGUGCUCACAAGGAAUGCUUGGAGGUCAUCCCAUCCUGCAAAAUCAGUUCCCCUGCAGACCAGGAUUCACUGAAUAUAGGUCCCAAAAUGGUGGCAGUUCAGAAUUACCACGGCAACCCAGCUCCUCCGGGGAAGCCCGUCUUAACAUUUCAAACUGGAGAAGUUAUAGAGCUGCUCAGAGGGGACCCGGAGUCACAGUGGUGGGAGGGGAGGCUAAUCUUGUCAAAGAAGUCUGGUUAUUUCCCCAGCUCGUCGGUCAAACCCUGCCCGGUGGAUGCCAGGCCUCCCAACAGCCGGCCUCCCUCGCGAGAGAUGGACUACUCAGCGUACCCUUGGUUUGCAGGCAACAUGGAGAGGCAACAGACCGACAACCUCCUGAAGCUACAUGUUAGCGGGACGUACCUGAUCAGGGAGAGGCCGGCGGAAGCCGAGCGCUUUGCGAUCAGCAUUAAGUUUAACGAAGAAGUGAAGCAUAUUAAGGUGGUAGAGAAAGACAACUGGAUCCACAUCACCGAAGCCAAAAAAUUUGAAAACUUAUUGGAACUAGUUGAAUAUUAUCAAGCCCAUUCGCUCAAGGAGAGCUUUAAACAGCUGGACACGACGCUCAAGUAUCCCUACAAGUCCCGAGAACGCUCUGCCUCCAGGACCUUGACUCGCUCGCCAGAUCGGGUGGUUUCCUUCGACCUACGUGGAGGAGGAAGGGGUGCAGUGACGACCGGAUCUCUCCGAUGCUGCCAGCAGAUCCCUGGGGGGGAACCCUCAACGAGUCCAUUUCUGGAGCUCUGAAAAAGUUGACUGUCCCUCUUCCACAGCUGAGACAGGAACCGCUCAUGGGCCUGUUUGAACAAGCGUGUGUGUGUGUGUGCGUAAGAGCGAGCAGCCUUGCACACACAUACACGACAGUGUGGGAUCAUGUGCACAUAUGCGUUUUCUGUGCGCAAGGGGUUGGGAGAGGCCUUUUUUUUUUUUUGCCCCAUUGACGGCUUGACUUGUAAAUAAGAUUUUGAAACCUCUCAAGUCACGUGGUGCUUGCACAAAGCCGGGGAGAGCCUAAGGGAAAGUGUCACUGACACGUGGCUUGGGGAUGAUUUGUGAGCCCUGUUCGGUGACGGCUGCACCAAAGCUGCCACAGGAAUGGCAGGCACAAGGGUGGGCUCGGAGGGAGAGCCUCUCGUUCCUGGGUGGGGAGGGAUGGAGGAAGAGAAGGAGGAUUUCUGUGGAGCUUCCGGGGACUCUGCAUUUGGAGGGAGCCCCUCGGACUAUGGACAUGGUUUGGACAGUGCUUGAGACUCAUCGCGCACUCGACGGGCAUCUAUGGAGGCACGAGUGGGGGCACAGCCACAUUUAGGAACAGAGGAAGCUGCCUUAUAUUGGGUCAGACCACUGGUCCAUCUAGCUCAAUAUUGUCUACACUGGCUGGCAGACUGGAGACAUUCCCAACCAUCCCUGGAGAUGCCGUUUGGGAUUGAACCAGAGAACGUCUGCAUGCAAAGAGGUGCUCUACCACCGAGCUCUGGCCCUUUCUGUAAAGAUAAAGUAAGAUUUUAGUCCUCAUAGUUCAGAAUGAAGGGCUGAAUUAAAUAGGAACACAGGAAGCUGCCUUGGUCUGUCUAGCUUAGAAUUGUCUGCUCUGACUGGCAGCAGCUCUCUAGGAUUUCAGGCAGGGAGUCUUUCCCAGCCCUACCUGGAGGUGCCAGUGGGGAUUGAACCCGGGACCUUCUGCAUGCAAAGCAGGUGCCCUGCCACUGAACUAAGGCCCCUUUCAGUUGCGUGGCUCUUCACCCAGGCGUCAACCUCCCAGUUGGCAUAAAAAGGACACACACAAACAUCCCCAAUUUGCCCCAACCCUCAAUGAAUGCUUCGCGUGCACCGUGCGAGGGUGGGCGUUCAGAAGGCCCUUUCCACCACCAUCACCCGUGCCUGAGUUUGCUCACCAUGAUCACAUGACUAAGAGGUCUGGAGUCGGUCCUCCUUUAUCAGGACAGGGGUGGCCCUCCAAGCCUCUUUACCAGGCCCGCAGGACUCUCCCCAGGCCACGGCCCCUCCCUCCAGGCCACGCCACUUGCCCUCCCCCCUCCCUGCCUUCCUCGAGUGCAUUUAGUCAGCCAGAUUGUGCCCUCGCACUGGGAUAUUGCCUCUUGCUUGCCUGGGUGGGUGGAGAGGCGGGGGCACCAAAAACAAGAGAGCCGAGUGAGGAAACCAGCUCCACAAGAACGCCAAGGCCAGUCACAAUGCAGUAAAAAAAAAACCCCUAGAAGCUCUUUAUUAGAGCCCAACACGUUUCAGGUCUGAACGACCCUUGUUUGCAAGGGCAGUCUUAGAAGGAACUUUAAACUGGUAGUCUUAAGGCAAAUUCAUAAUUCCACCAAGUAAUUCAGCCUUGAUGAAGCUCUCUCUAAUAAACCUGGUGUGCUGAUCCAGGUGGCUUCACUCUGACGACCAUUAAAGUAACCAGGAAAUGUGGGCGCACAAUCCUCUGCUUUUUGCCUGGCUGUGAUCUAAACUCCGGGGCAAAGGUAAACAGUUACACCUGUUGCUCCGCCGGCUUUUCCCCCUGGCCCUGCCUACCUCUAUCAUGCAGUCCCCAGAAGGUUUCCCCCGGUGGAAUACGGUCCUUGCACUUCUAAAGGUUCCUCACCCCUGAUUUAGUAGAUCUCUUGUGAUUGGUGCCUCUGGGGGCCCUGAAGAUGUUUAAUUUAAGAAGGCAGGCAGCUGAGGGCGACCCAGGUGGGCGGGUGCUGAUAACUGGCUGUCUUUGCAUCUUUCAUCAAGGGCACAGUUGGUUUUGAAACAUGCUGUGGGGAGCAGCCCAGGGGGACGUUUCAAGCGUGAGCAAGUGCCCUAAAGCACCUUUAGCUGGACGUCAGCCUCGCUGGUGGGAUUUAUGCCUGAGAAAAGGUGCACAGGGCUAGAGCCUUAAGAGUUGUGCUAGUCAACCUUUGGGAAAUAAAUGGGAGGUUGGGGCAUUAAAAUAAAGGUUGUUCGUUCCUUGCCUCUUGGAGAAAGGCAAACGAGACUUCCUCCCAAAGGUUUUAGAAGCCGUGCCCACCUCACCAUCGCAAUGCCUUGGCUACCCUCCAUGGUAAAUUCUGAGCAAAAAACACACAUUUCUUUGUUGGUGGGGGAAUGGGGGUGGGUGGGAGGAGGGCUUUUUAUUUACUGGUGUACGUUUUUUUCCCUCGCCCCCACCUAAGGGAUUGUUUUGUUUGUAAUUAAUUAUUGACCUAAUUGUCACCACGAUAUAUAUUUGUGAAUGAGAAAGGAAGGGGCUUUCUUAAUGGUGGUGGUGGUAAGAAUAUUGUACAUAUAUUUUAGUUGAUUUUGCAAAAAGGAGGACAAAACAUUUUUAAAAAAGAAUUGUAACAAUGGACAAAAAAAAUGUACAUUUCCCUGUUUUA